AUGAGAGCUCCUGAGCAGCCCGUCCACCGCGACGUCGGCUCUGGCAUGAACCAGGGAUUCCCGGAAGGAUUGGAGCGUAUCGCUCGCAUUUCCCUCCUGGAGAUUCACCGAGUUCCCAACGUCAACGGCCCUGCUACUGCCGCUGAGCCUUUGGUGCUCAACCUCUCCUCCGGCGCCAUGUUAGAGGCGAUCAGGAAAUUCGCCGCGGCAUGUGAAGAGCUUGCCAAGGAAGCCGUAUACCGUGAAACCUCCUCUGAGGAGACCAUGGUCGAGUCCUUCGAGACGGCCAAAGCACUUGCGAAUGGGGUGUGCGUUAACGUUGGUCCUUUCGUUAGAGUCUGUGUUUGA
Messenger RNA from Linnemannia hyalina, 348 nucleotides. The record is from the annotation of a GenBank genome assembly. Lineage: Eukaryota; Fungi; Mortierellomycota; Mortierellomycetes; Mortierellales; Mortierellaceae.